AAGAACCACAGACCCAACCCCCUGUAGGAUCAGGUAUUGGCGGCAAAGGGAGAAGUUAAAGGGGAAAGGGACUGGAGACAAAGAUAUCUAGCUUAUGCACUGGGAUCUCUUUUGAAAGAUAAUGAGUGUUCCUGUCAGAAUGAUGUAACGGGAGGUCCAAGUCUGGGGAGACUCGACCAUGGGAGCCAGCACUUCCAGCAAAACGCCAGUGUUCGAUGAAAAUGAGGAUGUCACUUUUGAUCACUUUGAAAUUCUUCGUGCCAUUGGGAAAGGCAGUUUUGGGAAGGUCUGCAUUGUGCAGAAGAACGACACCAAGAAAAUGUAUGCAAUGAAGUACAUGAACAAACAAAAGUGUGUGGAGCGGAACGAAGUGCGAAAUGUCUUCAAAGAACUCCAGAUCAUGCAGGGCCUGGAGCAUCCUUUCCUGGUUAAUUUGUGGUACUCCUUCCAAGAUGAGGAAGACAUGUUCAUGGUGGUGGACCUGUUGCUGGGUGGGGAUCUGCGUUAUCACCUGCAGCAGAAUGUUCGCUUCCAGGAAGACACGGUGAAGCUCUUCAUCUGUGAACUUGCUAUGGCCCUAGACUACCUGCAGAGCCAGCGCAUCAUUCAUAGGGAUAUGAAGCCUGACAAUAUUUUACUUGAUGAACAUGGUCACGUGCACAUCACAGACUUCAACAUCGCUGCCAUGCUGCCCAGGGAGAUGCGGAUCACCACCCUGGCGGGAACCAAGCCUUACAUGGCACCAGAGAUGUUCAACUCCAGAAGAGAAUCAGGCUAUUCCUUUGCUGUUGACUGGUGGUCCCUGGGCGUGACAGCAUACGAGCUGUUGAGAGGACGGCCCUCUUCAUUGGUCCCAUAUUGCUCCACCAAAAUUUCCUCAUUCAAUGUGCCAAUUAUUUUUAUAAUGGCUUAUUCACUUACAAUAAUACUUGCUGGAAGCUGGGUCUGUUUCUGCAUGGCCCAAUGCUUUUGCCGUGCUCUGGAAAGUGAAGCUGAGAUUCUGAAGCAAAGAAGACCAUAUCAUAUCCGCUCCAGUAGUUCUGGCAAGGAAAUUGUGCACAUCUUCGAGAAUGCUAUUGUGACUUACCCGUCUGCCUGGUCCCAGGAAAUGGUGUCGUUGCUUAAGAAGCUACUUGAACCCAAUCCAGACCAACGAUUUUCUCAGUUGUCUGAUGUCCAGAACUUUCCAUAUUUGAAUGACAUUAACUGGGAUGCAGUUUUGCAGAAGAGGCUCAUUCCAGGAUUUAUUCCUAAUAAAGGCAGGCUGAAUUGUGACCCUACCUUUGAACUUGAAGAAAUGAUUUUAGAGUCCAAACCUCUUCACAAGAAAAAGAAGCGUCUAGCAAAGAAGAAGGAGAUGAGAAACUGUGACUCUUCCCAGACCUGCCUUCUUCAGGAGCACCUGGAGAAUGUCCAGAAGGAGUUCGUCAUUUUCAACAGAGAGAAAGUAAGAAGGGCUUUUAUUCAAAGGCAAGCAAAUCUAGCCUUGGAACAAACCAAAGACCCACAAGGAGAGGAUGGAGAGAAUAACAACCUUUGAAGGACCCGGGACUUCUUCUUGCUUCCUCCAGCCGGGGCAUUCUGCUUCUCCGUGUCCAGAGAGCUGACAGGAGCUCUCAGCAUGUAGCACCUUGUAGAAAGUGUGAAGGACUAUCUUUCCACCGAGGCAGCAGGAGACAGUGAAACAGAGUCCGGGGCUGUGCAUCUGGGACCUAGUUCUGCUACUAACUAAUGCUCGACCUUGAACAAGUUACUUGCUCACUUUCUCUGCUUCAAUUAAUUCUUUUAAAAUGAGAGCAUUACAUUAGAUGAGCUCUAGAAUGACUUUUUAGUGCUAAUAUGCUAUUAUUCUAAAUAGCUUUCAUGUUUACUUUAAAUGAACUUUUUCAUGUAGAUUUAUUUUUUCCACUCUUUCUAAUUACACUGUGAUAAAUGGGAAACAUAGCUAUUGAACUGAGUGAGACUCUUCAUGGCUACAAAAUUUCAGAGAGACCCCCUUGCCUGAUUGCAUAAGGAAUUUCAUCAGGAAUGUAUGAAUGAACCUGGGACCAAAGCUACCUAGAUUCAGGAGGGUUUCCAAUAAACUGGUGCCAUCAUGCAGUAGCUAGAAAGAGCCUAUUGUUCACAGCCCUCUCAAUGCCCUCCUGAGUGAUUUGACGUUGGUCGUUUGAAAGUGGUGAUAGUGGAAGUAUUUACACCAUAGAACUCAACCAAUUCUGCAAAGCGGAGUGCCCAACACCACCAAAACCACCACUGGUAUUUGGUUGUUAAGCAUUUGUCAUCAUAUCCCAGGCCUCCUUCCACCAAGCAUGCCCAUGCUCCCUGAGAGCUGAUUGCUCUCUGAAGCGUAUUGGAGAUCUGGUAUGGAGGGAAUAAAGAAAGUAUAGUCUUAUUUUGACAGAAUACCUCCUUGUCGCACAGCGAAGUGGCAUCUACCCCAGGGGGUGUAGCCUGAGUUAGAAUGUGAGGUGACCUUGGUAAAACAGUGACAUUUACUCUUAAAAGUCCCUUAAACUGCCCGUAAUGUACAAUGAGUACUUGUGCUCAGGGAAGCUCAGUACAGCAAGUCAACCUUGAACCAAUAAACAGAUCACUGUU
Molecule: messenger RNA, 2598 nt
Organism: Echinops telfairi (small Madagascar hedgehog)
Lineage: Eukaryota; Metazoa; Chordata; Mammalia; Afrosoricida; Tenrecidae
Gene: STK32A
Product: serine/threonine kinase 32A
Exons: 14
Coding region: 179-1540 (453 amino acids)
Biological process (GO): regulation of signal transduction; protein phosphorylation; G protein-coupled receptor signaling pathway
Molecular function (GO): G protein-coupled receptor binding; G protein-coupled receptor kinase activity; ATP binding
Source: RefSeq, a predicted model, not a curated record